AUGAAUGCAAGUGUUCUGUCGAUCUUCUUAAUGUACUCACUUGGCAUUAGCGCUUUCGCACCGGACAGAAAUAGAUACGAUAAAUAUGGAAUUAAAAUUGCCAUCAAUGAAAUCUUUUUCGUCCAAGUCCAAAAUCAAGAUGAUCCGCCGAUGUUUCUUGUACAAUUUGCACCAUAUGAAGGAUCGUCCUUACAAUGCCUUAUUACUCUUCCCAAUGGUACCAAUCAUUAUAUCUAUAGCGUUACAAUGGGCAAAAGUCAGCUGCAGUUUUUCUUUGCUGGUGAAUUGAUAAAUACCAAGAACGGAACAUUUAUCGGUGUUGCAAAGUACAAUGCAUCUUCAUCAUCAUGUGUCACUCAAUUUACUUUUACGAUACAAUAUUUCUACAAUUACGAACAUCAGGAGUACUACGUAAUUGGGGUUGAACCCAGUGGACGUUAUGCUUACGGCUUUGCUAACAAAUUCAUCUUCAUCUUCGAUUCAUUCAAUAUCUCACUGAAUGUGUGGAAUGGAAAUGAAACAUGGCCCGAUCAUUCAUUCAUUCCUCAUGCAAUCGAUAUUACGAAUAAUUUUAGUGUAAUAGCAGGAUUUAUUCGAAAUUCUGUCGACGCGAUAGCAGUUUACAUACCAGUGAUCUAUCUAAUCAACUUUAGUUCAUCCACUACUGCUCCAAUUUUUGUAGAUAACUUCAAACCUACAGCAAAUCCUAAUACUUGGCAAAAUCUGUUAACUAACUCGAAUGCUGAUACAUAUUUACCAAAGUACGAUAUGUCCGUCAGUAUCAACGAUCAUGGAGACGUUCUGGUUGGCAUGCAAUUUGUCAAUCGAGUAUUUCUUUUUUCGAUCGAACAGGCAAAUCCAACGAAACUAAUUCUCACCAGUCGAUAUACGGGUGGUAGAUCCUUGGGAAAUGGGAAAAGCGUUGCCUGGCUCGACGCCGGUGUCGCUGCUAUUCUGUUCAAUACGUAUUCCUUGGAAUAUCAAUGGAUAUCCUCAGAAAUUCACUUCUACGAUAUUAAAAAUGAUGGUUACGAGUCCACUAGCACGCCGUUAUCAAUAUUUCCCAACAAUCAUCAGAUUCUUCCGCUACGUUUUGGUUUGAUUUUCUUAAAUAUCAUUUCUUCGCCAUCAUCAUUAGCUUUACUCGACGAUCAAGGCAAUAUUUUGAUUAUGAAUCCAACACCCAGCGGAUACUUCCCAGCUGUUCGCGACUCAGGUUCAAUGCCAGUAUUCACCUCAGCGCAGUUAUGUUUUCCUGGCACUUAUAAAAACCGAAGUGGAAUACAAGACUGUAGUAUUUGUCCAAGUGGCACUAAGAAUGGUGGUAACUCAAGCAUACAAUGUGUUGCAUGUGCAGCGAACUCGUUCUGUCCACUCGGUUCCGUCAGUGACAUACCUUUAUCCGCAUUAGAAACAAUCACACAAGUUGUAACAUAUCCAAAAUCACCGGAGAGUACACAAUUUGAAGAUGUGCUCAUUCAAAACACGUUUUUUAUCAACACAUGUCACAAACUCUAUGCAUCGCCCGUCUUUUGGUGGUUAAUAGUCUUCAGUCUCGGUUGUCUUGCUCUAGGUAUUCUGAUGUGUAGUGGAAAAGUGUCUCGAGCUUACUCACUAGACAAGCAAAGAGAGCCAGUGAAGUAUUGGCUCAAAAAUAUUGAUUUAAUUCACGAAGGUGAAUCAAUGAUCGGUGGUCUAGGUACAGUGGCCCUCUUGGUAGCAAUCAUUGUUAUCACAUGUUUUGGUAUUCUCUUUCUUCAGCAAUAUCCAAUUGAAACGGCAUCAACUUCUUCUUUUGCUUGUGAUGCAUCCAUACGAAACGCUAAAUUCGAAACAAAUCUACAGUUAUUAUCAAUUCCAGUAUCGAAUGAUGAACAACAAAUGUUUGAUCUACUAGAUAAGCAAAGUUUCAUUCUAAAUAUUCAAUUUAUCAAUACAUUAAUUAACUGUGAUGCUAUAUCAAUCAAAGGAUUAUACGGUUCAGCAUGGACUACUAUUCGAUGGUUAACGUGUGGAAAUACAGAUGGUAUAUUGACAUUAUCUAUGCAACUUCCACAUCAACAAAUAACUAUACAAGUCUCUGCAGAGGAUGUGAAAACAGUUGGUGCGCUUCGUAUUGGCCUUUAUGCUAAUGGCAGUGAAACUGAUCAAUAUGAUUUAAAAGAAUUGAACUUUUAUCAAUCAUUUUUCAAAUAUGGUCAAGUUCUAUCGCAAAGUUUACCUAUUACUCUCGAUAUAACGAAAAUAAUCAAUGAAACAUUACCGAUCCGCAACGAAAAAACGGUUUAUAGCGGAAUCUUUAUUCCAACAUUUAAUGUUGACUUGAAUGGUCUAUUUCUAUCGAAUGAUCAGCAUGUUCGUCUGAUGCUACAGUCAACAAUCUUAACUAUUGCAAUUGUGGAAACUCCCUAUUAUGUUAAAAACACCCAACUACCUAUUGUAAAAUUGUCCGAAGUUGCGUUCGAUAGCUUUCUGUUUGUUUUGGGCUUUCUGGAGAUAUGUACGAUUGUAUUAAUGAUUCUAGCACUUCCUUUCAAAGCAACACGGCGAGUUUACUUUGUAUCGUUUUUUAAGAAAAGUUUCCAACGACUAUCUACGCUUCUCGAAAGAAGAAAACUUCAAACGAAUAAGAAUAUUGAAUUAUUAACUAUUUCUUCAAAUGAAUAG
Adineta ricciae is the source of this 2667-nucleotide messenger RNA. NCBI's taxonomy places the organism in Eukaryota, Metazoa, Rotifera, Eurotatoria, Adinetida, Adinetidae. The record is from the annotation of a GenBank genome assembly.